CAAUCAAGCUAGAGAAAUGGCUGAAAAGCUAGAAGAUUUAAACCUACCACUCACAGUCGUCACUCGAAUAGUGAAAGAAACAUUACCGGAAGGAAUACAGAUCUCAAAAGAAGCUCGUACCGGACUUGCUAAAGCGGCGUCAGUUUUCGUGUUGUACGUUACCUCAGCAGCUACUAAUAUUGUUAAAAAUAAGAACAAGAAGUCUUUAACCGGCCACGAUGUGUUAGAAGCCAUGAAAGAUAUAGAAUUUGAUCGUUUUGUGGAACCGUUGAGUGAAGCUUUGGAAACGUAUAAACAAGCCAUGUCGGCGCGAAAAUCGGGCGCGGGAAAAAAGAAAGACGAAGAUGAAGACACAGAAGUAAUAGAAGAAGAAUGAUGCGAUAUUUGGAUGUGUAGUGUUAAGU
This is a messenger RNA of Hyposmocoma kahamanoa, 404 nucleotides long. It is a transcript of the gene Chrac-14, whose product is annotated as DNA polymerase epsilon subunit 3. The record is from RefSeq and is a predicted model, not a curated record. Bases 17 to 376 code for a protein of 119 amino acids. Lineage: Eukaryota; Metazoa; Arthropoda; Insecta; Lepidoptera; Cosmopterigidae. Gene Ontology annotation, cellular component: CHRAC; epsilon DNA polymerase complex. The transcript has a single exon. Gene Ontology annotation, molecular function: chromatin DNA binding; protein heterodimerization activity. Gene Ontology annotation, biological process: leading strand elongation; DNA damage response; heterochromatin formation.